ACAAAUCAGCAAAAACAACAACACAGUCACACUCCAACUCCUUAUCCACAAAAAACAGAUUGGAUUUCUUAUCUUCUUCACUUCACCCUUCUUCUCACUCUCACACCUCCAUCAAUGGACUCCACUCACUAAUUCAAUGCACACUCUCUUCGCCAAUCAGUCUCUCUCCCGCCUUAAACUCUCCCCCAAUCUCUCAAUCCCCUCCCCGUCCUUCUUCCCCCACCAGUUCCCCAUCCCCAAAACCACCACCCACAACAAGCAAAUCUUCAGCCUCCGCGCAAUUCAAAAUCAAGAAACCCAACGAAAUCCUAAUCACCAAAACGACGACGAUUCGUAUGGCGAAGUUAAUAAAAUCAUCGGGAGUAAAGCUCUGGAAGACGCCACCGGUAUGGAGUAUUUAAUAGAAUGGAAAGACGGUCAUGCACCUUCGUGGGUCCCCUCUAAUUUCAUCGCUAAAGACGUUAUUGCUGAAUACGAAACGCCGUGGUGGACCGCCGCUAAAAAAGGCGACGACUCAGCUCUGUUGGAGCUUCUCCAAGCCGACGACGACCGAGAUGUCGACACCGUCGACAGCUCCGGUCGCACUGCGUUACAUUUCGUGGCCGGUCUCGGGUCUGAGGCGUGCGUUAGGGUUUUAGCUGAAGCUGGGGCGGAUUUAAACCGCCGUGAUAAUAGCGGCGGUUUAACCGCGCUUCAUAUGGCUGCUGGUUAUGUUCAGCCGGGUGUUGUUAAGUUGUUGACGGAGUUAGGGGCGGAUCCUGAAGUGGAAGAAGACAGAGGGAAAACGCCGUUAGAUUUAGCUAAAGAGAUUCUAAAUGUGACCCCGAAAGGGAACCCAGCGCAAUUUGCGAGAAGAUUAGGGUUAGAAAAUGUAAUUAAAAUUCUAAACGAGGCAAUAUUCGAGUACGCGGAGGUACAGGAGCUCUUGGAGAAGAGAGGCAAAGGUGAUAACGUUGAAUAUUUAGUCAAAUGGAAGGACGGUGGAGAUGAAAACGAGUGGGUUAAAGGAGGAUUUAUCGGUGAGGAUUUGAUUAGAGAUUUUGAGGCGGGGUUAGAGUACGCUAUUGCUGAGAGUGUGAUGGGGAAAAGAGUGGGUGAUGAUGGGAGGAAUGAGUAUCUUGUUAAAUGGACGGAUAUUGAUGAUGCCACGUGGGAGCCUGAGGAGAAUGUUGAUCCUGAUUUGAUUAAGGAAUUUGAUGGUGAUGAUCAGGAGGUUCAAUUAAGUAAUGAUGGUGUUGGUAGUACUGUAGUAGAAGUGUCAAACCCCAAUUGAGUAGUGAGGAUGAGAGUAAAUUACUUGAAAACUAUUGAUUUAAUUUUGUAAUCAGAUUUUCUUAAAUGUCAGUUCUUUUUUCUUUUUGA
This is a messenger RNA of Mercurialis annua (annual mercury), 1362 nucleotides long. RefSeq names its product signal recognition particle 43 kDa protein, chloroplastic. The record is from RefSeq and is a predicted model, not a curated record. Gene Ontology annotation, molecular function: protein binding. Gene Ontology annotation, cellular component: cytoplasm; nucleus. The transcript has a single exon. The coding region runs from base 137 to 1273 and encodes 378 amino acids. Lineage: Eukaryota; Viridiplantae; Streptophyta; Magnoliopsida; Malpighiales; Euphorbiaceae.